This is a messenger RNA of Arabis nemorensis, 1671 nucleotides long. NCBI's taxonomy places the organism in Eukaryota, Viridiplantae, Streptophyta, Magnoliopsida, Brassicales, Brassicaceae. The record is from the annotation of a GenBank genome assembly.
AUGCCCUCUGGCAGCAUCGCCUUUAUCUUCUGCAAUAGUGGCUUCCUCCCAGAAUUCAGCGUCUAUGUCAACCGCGACAUCUGUGGCGUCACCAUCCCCACAUCCCCCUCUUACAAUUCAUCUGCAGUCGCCGGAUUCUACGGAGGCAGAGACGGCCAGAGAUUCACGCAGCUGAGGUUUAAUAGUGGCGACAACUAUCAGGCCUGGAUUGAGUUUAAUGGGUCAGUGAUCAAUGUCACCAUGGCUAUAGCUGGCUCGAUGAAACCCACAAGACCACUCAUAAGCAUUCCUUUGAAUCUCACUGGACUUUAUCCUNAUGNUAUGUUCGUCGGACUCACUGGAGCUUCAGGACAACUUGUGCAAAGCCAUAGGAUCCUCUCAUGGAGCUUUAGCAACUCCAAUUUCUCCAUUGGUCAUGCUUUAAUCACUAGGAAUCUUCCUUCUUUUAAAUUGCAAGAUGACUCUGUCUUUAGGUCUAAAGGUUUCAUUGCUGGGAUCUGUGCUGGUGCCCUUGUGCUAUUAUUACUCUGUGUUAUUGGGAUCCUUCGUUUCUAUCUUGUAAGGCGGCCGAGGAUGGGGUUCGACGAAGAUGUUGAAGAAUGGGAAACAGAGUAUUGGCCUCACAGAGUGCAAUACAAAAGCGUCUUGGAAGCAACAAAAGGGUUUUCCGAAGAGAACAUGAUUGGAGACGGAGGGAAUUCAAAGGUGUAUAAAGGAGUGUUGGAAGGCAAACAAGUGGCGAUUAAGAGAAUCAUGAUAAGCCCUCGUGAGAGCGUGGCUAGGACGAAUGAGUUCUUAGCUGAGGUCUCGAGCUUAGGGAGGUUAAGACACAGGAAUAUAGUGGGACUAAAAGGCUGGUGCAAGAAAAGAGGAGAGAGUUUAAUAUUGGUCUAUGAGUAUAUGGAGAAUGGAAGCGUAGAUAAGCGGAUAUUUGAUUGCAACGAUAUGUUGAAUUGGGAGGAAAGAAUGAGAGUGAUAGGAGAUGUUGCCUUAGGGUUGUUGUAUUUACACGAAGGGUGGGAGUCAAAAGUGUUGCAUAGAGAUAUAAAGUCAAGCAAUGUGUUGCUUGAUAAGGACAUGAAUGCAAAAGUAGGUGAUUUCGGGCUGGCCAAGUUACAGAACACUAGAAAAGAGAUGGUUAGCACGACACACAUGGUUGGAACAGCAGGGUAUAUGGCACCUGAUCUGGUUAAGACAGGGAGAGCAUCAACACAGACCGAUGUGUAUAGCUUUGGAGUGUUUGUGUUGGAGGUAGUGAGUGGAAAGAGACCAAUAGAGGAAGGAAGAGAAGGGAUAGUGGAAUGGAUAUGGGGACUAAUGGAUAAAGAAAAAUUGUUGGAUGGUUUAGACGAGAGGAUAAAAGCGAAAGGAAAGUUCAAGACCGAGGAAGUAGAAAUAGCCCUGAGAAUAGGACUGUCGUGUGUACAUCCUGAUCCGAGAGUGCGUCCAACGAUGAGACAAGUGGUGCAGAUAUUAGAACAAGUGAGAUUAGUGGAAGACGAUGGUGAAGGAGAAGGCAUGGUUGUGUGGUUGUUGGAGAGAGUGAAGAGUUCUUUCUCGUUGGAAAUUGGUGAGGGAAGACAACAGCAUCCCACGUUCCAAGAGGUAUGGAACUUGCCUUCUUAUUCUAUUUCCUUAGAGAGUUCUGAUUCUAUUUUUCAAGGAAGGUGA